This is a messenger RNA of Oryzias latipes (Japanese medaka), 2663 nucleotides long. It is a transcript of the gene slc6a18, whose product is annotated as solute carrier family 6 member 18. Gene Ontology annotation, cellular component: plasma membrane. The record is from RefSeq and is a predicted model, not a curated record. Gene Ontology annotation, biological process: amino acid transport; sodium ion transmembrane transport; nitrogen compound transport. Lineage: Eukaryota; Metazoa; Chordata; Actinopteri; Beloniformes; Adrianichthyidae.
UCCUGAUUGCCUGAUUUCUUCAUGAAAACCAAUAAAAUCUGUGCUCCGGACUCAAAGCCAUAGCUGCCUUGCCAGAAUCACAGAGGACAGGAGGCUGCUGCUAUCUGACAUCUUCUGGAUGAAACCACCCCGGGGGUCAUUUAUUCAAGAAGAGGGGGGCUCUAGGCCUGAUCAGACAAACAAACUGACCCCAAUUAAUGCUACACCUGAAGGAGGCAUCUUUGAAAGACAGCUGGGAUUCUGCUGUGCCUUUUAGUAGCUGAGGAUGGGUAAAACUCAAGACUCUCAGGUGGAGGAGAGACCCAAAUGGGACAACAAGGUCCAAUACCUGUUGACAUGCAUCGGUUUUGCAGUGGGGAUUGGAAAUGUGUGGCGUUUUCCCUACCUAUGUCAGAUCUAUGGAGGAGGAGCGUUCCUUAUCCCAUACCUGAUAGCGCUGGUUUUUGAAGGCCUCCCCCUGCUCUACCUGGAGCUGGCUAUAGGUCAAAGGCUUCGCAAGAGCAGCAUCGGGGUUUGGACCUCCAUCUCCCCCUUGCUGGGUGGCGUUGGCAUCGCCUCCAUGAUAGUUUCCUUCCUGGUGGCCAUGUUUUACAACACCAUCCUGGCCUGGGUGCUCUGGUACUUGUUUCAUUCUUUCCAAGAGCCGCUCCCAUGGAGCUAUUGUCCCCUCAACGAAAACCUGACAGGUUUUAACGAAGAAUGUGAGAAAAGCACUCCGGUGAACUACUUCUGGUAUCGAGAGACCUUGAACAUCACACCGAACAUUGAAACCAGUGGUUCCCUGCAAUGGUGGUUGGUGGUCUGUCUGGCCAGCGCCUGGAGUAUCGUCUACAUCUGCUUCAUUAAAGGCAUCGAUUCCGUUGGCAAGGCUGUUUAUGUGACAACCACAUUCCCAUACCUGGUACUGACCAUCUUCCUGGUUCGCGGCCUCACACUGCCCGGAGCAACAGAUGGUUUAGCUUACCUUUUCACUCCAGAUUGGGAGAUACUCAAGAAUCCACAGGUGUGGCUAGAUGCCGCAACUCAGAUCUUCUUCUCUCUUUCAGUGGCUUUUGGAGGUCUUAUAUCCUUCUCGAGCUAUAAUUCAGAGAGAAAUGAUUGUGAGCGAGAUGCCGUUCUUGUUGGUGUGAUAAAUAGUGCAACGUCUCUUUAUGGAUCCAUUCCGAUAUUUUCCAUCCUGGGAUUUAAAGCCAGAUCCGCAUUUAACUCCUGUCUAGAGAGAAACAUCCUGACUCUGACCAACCACUUUGAGUUUUCAGACCAGAAUGUCACAUUGGAGAACUAUGAUCAGUGGUAUAAUCAUCUGAAUGAGAAAUUUCCAGGUCAAGUCCAAAAUUUGAACCUCAGGGAGUGUGACCUCCAAACAUUCCUUGACCAGAGCGCCUCUGGUACGGGCCUGGCUUUCAUCGUGUUCACAGAAGCAGUGAUAGAGAUGCCAGGUUCUCAGGUGUGGGCUGUGUUGUUCUUCGUCAUGCUCUUCAGCUUGGGUCUUUCUUCCAUGUUCGGUAACCUAGAAGGUGUCAUCACACCUAUCAGAGAACUCCACUUGGUACCUAAGAUGAUCCCCAAUGAACUUCUGUCAGGAAUCUUGUGCCUGAUAUCCUUCGGGGUUGCCCUCAUCUUCAGCCUGGGUUCAGGAAACUAUUGGGUGGAGGUCUUUAACGGCUAUGUAGGCUCCGUCCCUUUGCUCAUCAUCGCAUUCUUUGAAAUUAUCGGUGUGAUUUACAUCCGUGGAAUGAAAACUUUCAGUGAUGACAUUUAUUUAAUGACUGGGAGGAGGCCCAACAUCUACUGGAAAGCCUGCUGGUUGGUGAUCAGUCCAUUGAUGCUGCUGGUGGUGUUGGUCGCCUACGUGAUCGUCCAAGCACAGAACCAUCCGACAUAUCCCACAUGGAACCCAUCCUAUGAACUCUUCCCCCAAACGGAGGUGAAGGACUAUCCGGACUGGGUGUUCGCCAUCAUCGUCCUCCUCAGCUCUGUUCCUGUGCUCUCCAUCCCUCUGGUGGCUCUGGUCAGACUGAUCUGCUCAAGAGUCAAAAGGUCGUCAGCUGCAGUUGACCUAAACCCCUACGACAACAGCACCUUUCAGAUUGAAGUACAGGAACAGAGGAAUCCAAAGGCUUGAACCUGUCAAACGUCUCUUCUCGUCAUGCAUUUCAGCUGAGAAAAACAAUCCUGCUGGUUUCAAUGCUAAACCUCAAACAUCAGGGUUUUUUAUUUCACUUGGCUGCACUUUGUUUGUGUACUUGUGACAGUAAAAGAAAUCCCUGGAGGCUGAUGACGUUUCCGUGCACAUAUUUACAGACAAGUUAUUUUUAAAGCCUAACCAUAUCUUCUUUGUGGAAAACUACCGCAGCGAGUGAAUCAAAGUCCAGAGAUACAGGCGUCUGAGGAAUGAGCCAGGCUCCAUGUCAGAAGCUGGAUUCUUCUCAAGUUUUUCAUUCAUCAACUUGAGCUUGUUUUACGACACCGGUUUAUCACCGGGUUUUAUCGCUUAAGUGGUUUUUAAGAGAUGACCAAAACAUAUUUACUGUGCUUUACAGAACACGUAAGAUUCCAUUUGCUCGUUUAAACAAAAGCCUUGAAUGUUCAUCAUGUCAAUCUGAGAGAAAAAUUACAACGUUUUGCUUCCAUUUUCUUUUCUUUUAAUCACUUUAACAAAA